Molecule: messenger RNA, 1845 nt
Organism: Pedinophyceae sp. YPF-701
Lineage: Eukaryota; Viridiplantae; Chlorophyta; Pedinophyceae
Source: the annotation of a GenBank genome assembly
AUGCGGGCAGGAAACCGGCUCGCGUCGACCAGCGUCGCCAGCACGCUCGGCCCUCGGACGACCUCGCGCGCGGACACUUGUCCCCUGGUCCCGCUGGCCGCACGCGCCGCGACGCCGGCGCGCGCCUCGCGCACGGCGCACCGCGCGCUCGCCGCUGGGCGCGGCUCCGUUGGCAGGAGCGCGGGUUCCGCGGCCGCGCGCCGCCUCAGCGGCGGAGUGGCGCCCGGCGUGGCUCGCACGCGGUCGUUCGAGGCGCCUCGCGCGAGUUCGCGCGCCGAGGGCCGCACGGAAGUCGCGCAGUCGCCGUCGUCUGCGGAGGGGGCCGCCCAGCGGCGCGCGAGCUCGUCCGAGGCCGGGCGGGGCGAGAAGCCGGCGCACUCGGAGGACAUCAUCUCGCUCGAGGCGACGCUGAACGACUCGGACCAGCUCCUCGCGAUGCACGAGGUCGCCACGGGGGCGGAUGGCAUGGCCAUGAGCGAGGAGAGCAUCGAGCUCGACGGCAAGCCCGGGCUCCAGCUCGACAACAUCGUGGAGCAGCCGAGCAUCGAGGCGGAGCUGGAGGCGCACGGCGACGGCGCCGGCGUGUACAUCCCGCACGAGGCGCUGCUCGCCUCGCCCGCGCCGUCGGCGCCCCAGCCGGAGCCCACGCUGCUCCCGGAGGGUCCGCGGUGUGCGUGGCCGCGCGAGGCGGCGACGACGGCGGGUGCGGCCGCGCCGGAGAAGCCGGAGGGCGCGGCGGACGUUGCCGGCGCGAGGUGCUCGUGGCCGCGCGAGAAGGAGACGGCCGAGGCGGUGGGGGCGGGCGGCGGCGCCCUCGGGCACCUCGUGAUGGCGUCGCUGCUGUUGCAGGGUGGGGCGCGGUCGGCCUGGCCGCGGGCGCGCUCCGCGGCGCCGGUCGCUGCGCAGGAGGAGACGGCGGCGGCGGCCGUCGGCGGGGCGCGGUGCGCCUGGCCGCGCGAGUCGGUCACAGUGGAGGGGGGUGCCAAGAGGGGUGUUUUGGAGGACGGCCCCCGGUGCGCCUGGCCGCGUGCGACCGCGACUGCGGGCGUGCCGAGCGUGAAGACGCCCGGCAGCGCGGACGUCGACGUCCAGGGGCCGCGCUGCGCGUGGCCGCGGCAGGCGACGGGAGCGGCCGCGGCGACGGAGCCUGCACCGCCCUCCGAGGGGCCGCGGUGCGCGUGGCCGCGCGCGACCGCCUCGUCGACGACGGCGCCGAAGGUCGCCGUCGAGCCCGCGGAAGGCGCGCGGUGCGCGUGGCCCCGCGAGGCGAAGGGCGCGUCCGUCGACGUUGCCAGCCAGCCCGCGCCCGCCGAGGGCCCGCGUUGCGCGUGGCCACGCGCGACGACGGCCGCUGCGCAGGGCGGCGGUGCGGAGGGACCGCGGUGCGCGUGGCCGCGCCAGGCGGCGGCGGCCGGUGCUUCGGUGCCUGGCCCGCAGGGCCCUUGCAGCCCCUGGCCGCGGUCGGAGGCGGUCGAGGACGAGGCGCUGGCAGCGGAGGACGAGACGGUGGCGGUCGGGCGCGCGCGCGACGUCUCGGUUGGCGCUGUCGCGCGGCAGUGGAAGCUGACGGGUGCUGCGCCUCCGCCGCCAGCGCCAACGACGACGUCUGCGCCCAGCACGGGCGCGCUGUCGGCGUGGCCGCGGUCCGGCGUGCUCGGCGCCAGCAAGGCGGCUGGGCGCGGGCCUCGGCGCGGGUGCGCGGUGCCGGUGGCGGCGGCGGAAGCCCCCGCAGGCCGCAUCGACCGGCAGCUGGCGCAGUACCUGUGCGAGGCGCGCGUGGUGGGCGUGGGCGCGCGAUCGGCGUGGCCGCGCGUGCGCAGGACCGCGCCGGCGAAGCAGGAGUGA